AUGCAAAUCUUUGUGAAAACAUUGACCGGCAAAACUAUCACUCUUGAGGUGGAGAGUUCUGAUACCAUAGACAACGUGAAAUCUAAAAUCCAAGAUAAGGAAGGUAUUCCUCCUGAUCAGCAAAGGCUUAUCUUUGCUGGAAAACAAUUGGAAGAUGGUCGCACCCUUGCUGAUUACAACAUCCAGAAGGAAUCCACUCUUCACCUUGUACUCCGAUUGAGAGGUGGAAUGCAGAUCUUUGUCAAGACCUUGACAGGGAAGACCAUCACCCUUGAGGUUGAAUCCUCUGAUACUAUUGAUAAUGUCAAAGCCAAGAUACAGGAUAAGGAAGGUAUCCCUCCUGAUCAGCAGAGGCUUAUAUUUGCAGGGAAACAACUUGAGGACGGAAGAACCCUAGCUGAUUACAACAUACAGAAGGAAUCUACCCUUCAUUUGGUGCUUAGAUUGAGAGGUGGAAUGCAAAUUUUUGUCAAGACUUUAACAGGAAAAACUAUCACUUUGGAGGUUGAGAGUUCAGAUACCAUUGAUAAUGUGAAAGCUAAGAUUCAGGACAAGGAAGGUAUCCCUCCUGAUCAGCAGAGGCUUAUCUUUGCUGGUAAGCAGCUUGAAGAUGGAAGGACCCUAGCUGAUUAUAACAUCCAGAAAGAAUCCACUCUGCAUCUGGUGUUGAGGCUUCGUGGGGGUAUGCAAAUUUUCGUUAAGACCCUUACUGGAAAGACCAUAACUUUGGAGGUAGAAAGUUCUGAUACAAUUGAUAAUGUGAAGACUAAAAUUCAGGACAAAGAGGGAAUUCCUCCAGACCAGCAGAGGCUAAUUUUUGCUGGUAAGCAAUUGGAGGAUGGUCGUACUCUGGCUGAUUAUAAUAUACAGAAGGAAUCUACUCUGCAUCUUGUUCUUCGUCUUCGCGGUGGCUUCUGA
This is a messenger RNA of Vicia faba (fava bean), 918 nucleotides long. NCBI's taxonomy places the organism in Eukaryota, Viridiplantae, Streptophyta, Magnoliopsida, Fabales, Fabaceae. The record is from the annotation of a GenBank genome assembly.